This is a messenger RNA of Asterias rubens (European starfish), 5576 nucleotides long. Its product is annotated as ATP-binding cassette sub-family C member 9-like. The record is from RefSeq and is a predicted model, not a curated record. Gene Ontology annotation, cellular component: membrane. The coding region runs from base 77 to 4777 and encodes 1566 amino acids. Gene Ontology annotation, biological process: transmembrane transport. Lineage: Eukaryota; Metazoa; Echinodermata; Asteroidea; Forcipulatida; Asteriidae. Gene Ontology annotation, molecular function: ATP hydrolysis activity; ABC-type transporter activity; ATP binding. The transcript has 32 exons.
GUGAAAGCGCAGGGCAACAACUUUAGUUUUUAACUUAGUUGAAAAGGUACUGUGAUUGAAUGAAUAAACCAACACCAUGUCUUUGGAGAGUGGAGAUACAGCUGCAUCCUGGCAAUGGAUCUGUGGUGUCAACUCAUCCGACAUCUCCCUGUUUCAUGACUUUCAAUGGGACAAGGAACACGUGUUAAACAAUACAUGUUUGAUUGAUGUUGUGAACGCUAGUCCCCACAGCUUAUCUCUUCUAGUCUUCUUUGUCAUACUGCUUGGAGUAGUCUGCUUCAACUACAAACGAGUCACCCCAAAGUUCGUCCUGCGUUUUCCUAAUCAUUCAGUACAAUGGAUUCUGAUGCUUUUGGUUAUAGUGGUACAGUUAGGAGCGCUAUCGGAAGGUAUCCUGACUGAUGUUACGUACAGGUAUAGUCAGUAUGUGUCGGUCUCUACCCAACCUCAUCUGUACGUACCAGGAGCAAGCGGCUUCUUAGCAGGUAUCUUGGUCCUGGUGUUCAGUCACACAAUGGAGUUAUGGCGAAUGGCCAACAUGAUUUGGCUGCUGUUGAUGUAUUGGAUGCUUGCAGUAGCUGGCCAGGUUGCUCAGAUACUUGGCUUGGUGUAUAAGGAUAAAGCGGACGUCAACAUCAUGAGAUUUGAUUUCUGUGUGAUUCUUCUUGGCCUCUAUGCUCUGCUGGUUAUAAAUACCUUGAAUAUCAUCCGCAUAAGGGUGUGCUAUUGUUGCCUGGAAGGACAUAGUAACAAGGCCAUCAUGAAAGAUCUUCGUCGUGACAAAAUGUAUUACAUGGAAAGAUACUCAAACUUCUUAUCUGAUAAGACCUACUGGUGGGUGAAUUGGAUUUUAAGACUCGGUUACAAGCGACCGUUGGUUCUUGAGGAUCUUGGAUCAUUGCCUGAGGAACACUCAGCCGCACAAAUCCAUCGCAAGUUUGCAAAGGCCUUCAAUCUACAUAAGGAUAAGGAUCACCAGCCAUCUUUAUUUAAAGUCUACAUGAAAGUCCAUGGAGCAGUUGUGGCAUUUGCCCUGGUGCUGAAACUCAUUGCUGACCUGUUGAUGUUUGUGGGACCUGUAGCAUUGACUGGUAUCAUCCAAUAUGCAAAGAUUAUUUCUGAAAAAUCGCCACCAGAGGUUUCAGAGGAGCCUCAUUUCAUCAGCUUGUCGGAGUACUUUGCAAAUGGCUACAUUCUGGUAGUGGUUGUCUUCCUUGCAGCGAUUGUGAGACUUCUCCUUCUUCAUUUGUUUGAUUUCCGGAUGCAACUUGAAGGUUUUCACCUCCGUUCAUCAUUACAGACUAUGAUAUAUGAGAAAUCAGUACGUAUUGCAGUAACGACCAUCUCAUCUGGUGAUAUGACAAUGGGGGAGAUCAACAAUCAUAUCUCAACAGAUGCACAGAAUUUGGGAAUGUUCCUUAACUUUGGACUCAAUGCAGUAACGUUACCUAUAAUGCUUGUCGUAGCUGUGGUGCUUUUAUAUGUCAACAUUGGUGUUUCGAGUCUCAUUGGCUUAUCACUCUUCAUUUUAGUUCUUCCACUACAAAGUGUCAUGGCUGCAUUUGUAGCAAAGAUAGAAAAAACAGUCUUGGAGUUUGCCGACAGUCGAUUGAAAUACACUAAUGAGAUGUUACAGAGUAUGAAGCUACUCAAGCUGUCUGGAUGGGAGGAUAUCUUUACUGAUGCUAUUGAGAGCAUUCGGCAUAAGGAGAUUAAUGGCUACUUUAAGAUACUCAUCUCAUACGGCCUUAUCUCUGGAAGCUCAAUGGCAACACCACUUCUUGUCACUCUCUUGUCGUUUGCCGUGUACCAACCCAUAACCGGAGAGACUCUAACCCCUGCUAAGGCCUUCUCUACCUUGACUCUCUUCGCUCUCCUUGGUGAACCUAUGAUGAUGAUCCCACAGUCCCUCUAUAUGUGUACUAGUUGCUUCAUUAGUACAAAACGGCUACAGAAGUUCUUCGCUGCUACUGAAGUUAAAAAUGAGGAUAGUAACUCCAGUAGUUUAUUGGACUCUGCCGAUGAUGGAACAAUUGGUGAUCAGGUGGUGGGUCCGGCACAUCUGCAGGAACAUGAAAUUGAGACUGAUGGUGACGUUCCCUUGCUGUCUUCAAUAGUUCUAGAUCCUGAAUCAUAUACAACCACAAGGACACCACUCCCUGAUCACUUAGCAAUAAAGAUAACAUCUGGUAACUUUGCCUGGGGGAAGGAAUCUGAGAGUCUAACUCUCCGAGAUAUCAACUUGGAUGUCCCCAAAGGUAAACUGACUAUGGUGAUUGGAGCUGUUGGGAGUGGCAAGUCCUCAUUACUGUCUGCCAUACUGGGUGAAAUGACCACAGAGUCUGGGAGUGUUCAGCUCAACAGCACCAGCAAUUCUAUCGCCUAUGCCAACCAGAAACCGUGGCUUCUGAAUGAUUCAAUGAAGGAUAAUGUUCUGUUUGGACUUCCCUUUCAGAGCAACAGAUACAAGGAGGUGAUUCUAUCUUGUGCGUUGCAGCCAGACAUUGACAUCUUACCGGCUGGUGAUCAGACUGAGAUUGGAGAGAAAGGAAUUAAUCUUAGUGGAGGACAGAAACAACGAGUCAGUGUAGCUAGGGCUAUGUAUGCUAGAAAGGACAUCGUCCUUCUUGAUGAUCCACUAUCAGCCUUGGACGGCCAUGUUGGUGCUCAAAUGUUCAAUGAUGGUAUUCUAGGACUACUCCUCAAGAAAGGACAGACUGUUGUAUUAGUAACGCACCAGCUGCAAUAUCUCUCACACGCUGAUAAGAUUGUGAUCAUGAAGGAUGGUAGAGUUGAGAGAGAGGGUGUGUUGGCCGACAUUGCAGAAGCUGAACCUGAGCUAUACAGUCAGUAUGAGAAGUCUGUGCAUAACAACACUGACGAUGAAGAAGAAUCACAGACGCAAGAAGACCGGCAAGAAUUGAUGAGGCAAAUAUCACGUCAGACAUCUCAACAAAGGAAGCGCCUUAUAUCACAAAACUCGCUAACAUGUUUGGAAGAGUCUGAUGAUAUAAAAGGGAAGUUGAUUGAAGAUGAAGAGAGAGAACAAGGGUCUGUGUCCUACAAAGUCUACUUAUUCUACCUUCGGAGCACCACCCUGCCUCUAAUGUUAGCCGUGUUCGCUGCUUACACACUACGUACUGCAUUCGAGGUGGCUACUAGCUUCUGGCUUUCUAAAUGGGCCUCCGACAAUGUGAAUCCAGAACUUAAUAGUACCAGUAGUAGCUACUACGUAGGAGUGUAUGGUGGAUUGACUGGAGGUGCAACUAUCUUCUCAUUUAUUUCUAGUGUGGUACUAGUAUUUGCAACAAUCGCCAUUGCUAAGAAGAUCUUCCUCAAGAUGCUACGCACCAUUGCUCACAUGCCUAUCAGGUUUUUUGACACUACCCCAGUUGGUCGUAUAAUCAACCGCUUUUCUAGUGAUAUAGAAGUUGUUGACAUGAUGCUGAUGUUUAACAUUGAUUCCUGUAUGAUCGUGUUACUGAUGACGUUGUCUGCUAUUAUCAUCAAUGUUAUUGUGACGCCUAUCUUCAUUGUCAUUAUACUGCCUGUCAUUAUUAUGUUCGUCUUUCUGCAAAAGGUCUUCUUAACUACUUCAAGGGAGCUGCAACGCAUAAACAACAUAACUCGGUCCCCCGUGUAUGCAUUUUUCUCCGAGUCACUUGUGGGGUUGUCAACCAUCAGGGCAUAUCGAUCGCAGAGACGCUUCUUCAAUAAGAUAUUGAAGUAUGUUUCCGAUAACAAUGUUGCCUAUGUGUAUCUGACUGCCUGUAAUAGUUGGCUGGGUGUUCGAUUGGAUUUUAUAGCUGCAUUGGUUGUCUUACUAUCUGGAAUGAGUACAUUGGUAGCAGCCUCGUUGACUGGACUUGAUGCUAGCCUUGUAGGUCUUGCUAUUAGUUAUGCAUUGCAGAUCUCUGGUUAUUUGAACUACUUGAUGCGAAUAUUGGCAGAGAUGGAAAUGCAAAUGAACUCAGUGGAAAGAAUUAAGCAUUAUACUUCACUCACACCCGAGUCUCAGGAAGGUAUGGAACCCCCCCUAGACUGGCCUAAAAGAGGAGAGAUCGAUCUGAUUGCAGUUAGUGCUCGCUAUGCUGAAGAUCUAGACCCGGUUCUAAAGGAUGUUAACUUACAUAUCGCUGCUGGACAAAAGGUUGGUAUUUGUGGACGUACUGGCAGUGGCAAGUCAUCUUUAACUCUGACUCUAUUGAGAAUGAUUGAUAUGUUUGAAGGUGAAUUGAGGAUAGAUGGAAUAGAUAUCCAAUGUGUAUGUUUGACUACAUUAAGAAAACGCCUGUCUAUCAUACCUCAAGAUCCUGUUCUCUUUAAUGGCAGUAUCAGAAUGAAUUUAGAUCCAUCAGAGAGCUUGAGUGAUGCUGAGUUAUGGACUGCUCUAGAAAUAGCUCAACUCAAGAAUGUAGUGACUGAUCUCCAAGAUGCACUAGAUUUCAAGGUGUCUGAAGGCGGUGAUAAUUUCAGCAUGGGUCAGCGUCAGCUCUUCUGUCUAGCUCGUGCCUUCCUCCGUAAAUCACGGAUAUUGAUCAUGGAUGAAGCUACAGCUUCUAUUGAUACAGACACGGACAAAAUGUUACAAGAAGUUGUUGCUACUGCAUUUGCUGACAGAACAGUUCUCACAAUUGCUCACCGAAUAUCCACCAUUUUGGAGUCGGACAUCAUUCUGGUUUUGGAGCAAGGGAGAAUUAUUGAGCACGAUACUCCAGCUAAUCUUCUAGCCGAUGAAAACAGUGCAUUUACUGCACUGGUUAACACCACUCAUUGAAGUAACUACCGGUACACUCGAAUGCUGUGUUCCCAUUGGACUUUUUAUUCCGCUGCUACGGGGAAAGUUAUCGUUGGUGUAAUUCUGCAUUCCCACAUAAACUCGUUCUUCGCAACAAUGCAUAGCAUGGUACAGCUGGGUCGCAGUAGGAUAACAGGUUAGAGCUGUUCCCAAUGUACUUUUAGCGGCACUGUUAAGUUACCGUGGCUAGGCGAAAGUGUCCCGCGACCGCGACCUCUUUCGACCCGUUAGUUUUACAUCCAUGACAUCACGGUACCGGUAAGUUGAUAGGGAGGGCGGUUUACCAAGCGUCCCCAUUCGAUUUGAUGUUUUCAUUUUACAGAAAAGUCGCAGUACUUUAACAAAACAAAAACCAUUGGGAAUAAGGCUUAAGGUAUAUUUAGUUGUAACAAAUGGACGAGAAUCCAGAUUUAUGAUUUUUUACAACCAUCUCUGGUAACCAUGAUCUAAAAUCUGUUGUCAUUAAUGUCCAUUCAUAAAUACCCCAGACAGUAUCGCUACUCCUAUUGGUGGAGAGCGCGUCAUGUGGGGGUGUAUAAAACAGUUGAUAAUGACCAGCUGGAGCUGUUUAUAACCAGCUGGCUUCUGCGUGUUGGGCGCGUGUACGCCAAUAUUGUUGCGUGGAACGCGCAAUUCAUAGCUAUUAGUAACAGCGCGUAAACUAUUUCUAAGCAUGCGCGUAAUCUUUUUCUAAGCAAACGCGCAUAAUCUAUUUCUAAGUGCGCGCACGUACACACAACCCACGCGCAUCAGAAAGAUUCUUCACAAAGUUAUUGAA